AUGGCUGAGGGAGGUGUCGAAGAAAUGGUAGAGGAGGAGUUUUCCGUGUGGAAGAAGAACACGCCAUUACUGUACGACCUUGUCAUCUGCCAUGCGCUCGAGUGGCCAUCUCUCACCGUCCAAUGGCUCCCAUCGCCCCCAUCCGAUAAUGGCCCACUCGCUGUACACAAAUUGAUACUGGGGACCCAUACCUCCGAUGAAUUUCCGAAUUUCCUCAUGGUUGCCCACGCCCACGUCCCCCGCGGUACCAUUGAAAUGGAACCCGACAAUUCCAACACUCCUAGGGUAGAAAUUGUUCAGAAAAUACGUGUUGAUGGGGAAGUGAAUAGAGCUCGGUGUAUGCCACAAAACCAAGCUUUGGUUGCUGCUAAGACUAGUGGUUCUGAAGUCUAUGUAUUUGACUGUACCAAGCAGCUGGUGAAUGCUGGCAGGGGUAAUUGCGAUCCUGACUUGAGAUUGAGGGGUCAUGAUAAAGAAGGAUACGGGCUGUCGUGGAGUCCAUUCAAACAAGGAUAUCUUUUGAGUGGUUCAAAUGAUUGCAAAAUUUGCUUGUGGGAUGUCACUGCAAUGCCUCAAGACAAAAUCCUUGAAGCAAACAAUGUCUACGGGGGACAUGAAAGUGUGGUUGAGGAUGUGUCAUGGCAUUUGAAAAAUGAAAAUUUAUUUGGUUCUGUGGGAGAUGAUUGCAAGCUAAUGAUUUGGGACUUGCGCACAAAAAUGCCCCAGCAUUCUGUUGUUGUGCACGAGAAAGAGGUGAACUAUUUAUCAUUCAAUCCAUUCAAUGAGUGGGUUCUGGCUACAGCAUCCUCUGAUACCACCAUUGGUCUGUUCGAUAUGCGCAAUCUAAGUUCGCCGUUCCACGCUCUUAGUAGUCAUAUGGAGGAGGUAUUCCAGGUAGAGUGGGAUCCUAACCAUGAAACUGUGCUGGCAUCUUCCGCAGAUGACAGAAGGUUGAUGGUUUGGGACCUUAACAGGGUUGGAGACGAACAGUUGGAAGGUGAAGCUGAAGAUGGUCCUUCGGAGCUCCUCUUCUCUCAUGGUGGUCACAAAGCAAAGAUUUCUGACUUUUCAUGGAACGAGAAUGAGCCAUGGGUUAUUUCAAGUGUAGCGGAGGACAACACUUUACAGGUCUGGCAAAUGUCCGAGAGUAUUUAUCGUGACGAGGAUGAUAUCCCAAGUGCUGAUUGUAUGUAA
Molecule: messenger RNA, 1194 nt
Organism: Fraxinus pennsylvanica
Lineage: Eukaryota; Viridiplantae; Streptophyta; Magnoliopsida; Lamiales; Oleaceae
Source: the annotation of a GenBank genome assembly